CGAAUAAGUACCAGCCUUGUUCUCAAAAAAAAAAAGAAAAAGAAAAAGUACCAGCCUUCGAUAACCCUAAAUACACCGCAAUUCUAAUUAAACCUAUGCGAAGGAUGGCGAAGAAGAAGCAAAAGCAAAACUGCGCCGCCGUCGAAGACCUCACAUCGAUUAUUCAUUCUCAAAGUGAGUUUUUCGACCAUUUGAUUGAGUUGAUUCCGGCGAGAUUCUAUGUGUCCGCGGACGACGAUUCGAAGCCAUGGUACCAGGGCCUAUCCAAGGCGGCGAAGGCCUCGUUGAGGCUGAAGACAAAGGAGAACCUCAAGCUGGCGCGGCGCCACCGCUUUGACCCCGACGCGGAACCCUCAUCGACCGCCAAACCCCUCCAGCAGCGGCAAGAUGGCGAGUCUCCGUCCAAGGAGAUCGAUGCGGAAGAUGGUGAGAAGAAGUCGGUUACGUAUGAAGAGCUGAGAGAAAAGCUGCGGCGGAAGAUCGAAUCCUUGAGAGGGAAUCGUGGAGAGAAGAGGACUGAUGAGCGGAAGGUGAAGAACGAGUGGAAUAAGAGGAAUAGGGACGGGGAGAGCGAGGGUGGUAAUAGAGAGAAUGUUGAUGAUGAUGAUGAGGAGGAGGAGAUUAUUGAGUAUGGGAAGGUGAAGUUGGGAGAGGAAGGCGAGGGAAAGGCGAAUAAGAAGAGGAAGUUGUCGAAGGCACAGGAGCUGGAGAAGGCGAAGAGGAAGAAGGAGGUGAUGAAGGAGAAUCCGAGUGUUGCGGAGCGUGAGACGUGGAAGGCUGCUGUGAGCAGGGCCAUGGGCGUGAAGGUGCACGAUGAUGCCCGGUUGAUUAAGGGGAGCAUGAAGAGGGAGAAGAAGAGGAAGGAGAAGAAUGCGGAGAAGUGGAAGGAGAGGGUGGGGACUGUGGAGAAGAUGAAGGAGGAGAGGCAGAAGAAGAGGAGAGAUAAUAUUGUGGGGAGGAUCAAUGAUAAGAAAGCGAGGAAGGUUGCUAAGCGGGAGAAGAAGUUGAUGAGACCUGGCUUCGAGGGCCGGAAGGAGGGAUUCAUUACUAAGGAGUGAAGGUCCUUGGAGAUAGCUGGGGUUUUGUAGCACCAAUUCUGAACUGGACUGAUGCAAAAAAUAACAAACAUUUUCUUUGUCGUGCCUGCACCAGAUUUUGAUUGGUGGAGUUUUGUCUUCUCUAACUGCUUAUGAUAUUUCUCUCAAUUAACACCUCUGAAUUGUGCUGGGGAGAAGUAAGUUGAUUUUGUUUUGAUGCGGAAAUUUAACAAUCUUCUCUAUAUUUCUCACUGUAUUCAUGUUUCCUCAUAUAUGUCCAUGUCCAUGUUGGUAAAUGUGUUAUAGUAUGAGUUAUUUUUAGCAAUGAAAGAGCACAGCCUGAUGCUUUCUGUA
Molecule: messenger RNA, 1391 nt
Organism: Salvia miltiorrhiza (redroot sage)
Lineage: Eukaryota; Viridiplantae; Streptophyta; Magnoliopsida; Lamiales; Lamiaceae
Exons: 2
Coding region: 96-1058 (320 amino acids)
Biological process (GO): ribosomal small subunit biogenesis; ribosomal large subunit biogenesis
Cellular component (GO): nucleolus
Molecular function (GO): DNA binding; RNA binding
Source: RefSeq, a predicted model, not a curated record